Messenger RNA from Seriola aureovittata, 900 nucleotides. RefSeq names its product glycine cleavage system protein H (aminomethyl carrier), b (gene gcshb). NCBI's taxonomy places the organism in Eukaryota, Metazoa, Chordata, Actinopteri, Carangiformes, Carangidae. Bases 27 to 551 code for a protein of 174 amino acids. The transcript is spliced from 5 exons. Gene Ontology annotation, cellular component: glycine cleavage complex; cytoplasm; mitochondrion. Gene Ontology annotation, biological process: glycine decarboxylation via glycine cleavage system; protein lipoylation. The record is from RefSeq and is a predicted model, not a curated record.
UGAGGGCCGACACACAUCGAGUGAAGAUGGCGAUGAGCACAGCGUUGCGGUGCCUCUCUGCAAACUUUUCGCCCAGACUGCCUCAAUUCUCGUCUGCAGCACAGGUUGCAGCGAUUCGGCUGCUGUGGAGGAACAGCUCUCCUCGGAAACUGAGCACGACCUCGGUCCUAUCCACAGCACUUAAGUUCACAGAUAAGCACGAGUGGGUGCGAGUCGAGGGCGGCAUUGGCACAGUUGGUAUCAGCAGUUAUGCUCAGGAAGCAUUAGGUGAUGUGGUAUACUGUGGACUCCCUGAAGUUGGCCAAGGACUUGAACAAAUGGAGGAGUUUGGUGCUUUGGAAAGUGUAAAGGCUGCCAGUGAGCUUUACUCACCACUGACAGGAGAGGUAACUGAAAUCAACACAGAGCUGACAGAGAAUCCUGGACUUGUGAAUAAAGCCUGCUAUGCAGAGGGGUGGCUAAUCAAGAUGACGAUUGCAAAGCCUGAAGAACUGGAUGGCCUCAUGGAUCAAGCUGCGUAUGAUAAAUUUAUUAAGUCACUUGAAGAAUAAUUCAGUAAAUUCACUGUACUGUGAUGUAAUUACAAUCUAAGAUUAGUAGGCUGGGUUACUAACAUCUUGUGUGACUCACUUCUUUGUCUGUGGUAUUUAUUUUGAUACUGGAAUUGUGCUAUCAAAAUAAUUUUAAAUACUUUGUAACAACAACCACUUCGAAGGUUAGGAUUUGUUUUAGCCACUAGCGACCCAAAGGGCUCUUAAUCUCAAGAUCUAUCUGUAUUAUCAGGUCUUGUUUCUGGUGUUUUGCUCCAGUUUUAAAUGUACACAGUGCUAAAAGACUGGAAAGUGAUUGUAAGUGCUGUGUGACAUUCAUUUAAUAAAAUUUAAACUUGAAAUUAAACAA